Molecule: messenger RNA, 2229 nt
Organism: Kalmanozyma brasiliensis GHG001
Lineage: Eukaryota; Fungi; Basidiomycota; Ustilaginomycetes; Ustilaginales
Product: MOZ/SAS-like protein
Exons: 1
Coding region: 1-2229 (742 amino acids)
Biological process (GO): regulation of DNA-templated transcription
Molecular function (GO): histone acetyltransferase activity
Source: RefSeq, a predicted model, not a curated record
AUGCCGUCCGCAACGCUACCCACGCCUGACCAGCGAGCAGCGCAGUCGGCGCUUCUGCCCGUCGGGGCCGUGUGCGAAGUCAUCGACAGCAAGACCGGCGAGACAUAUGCAGCCACCGUGCUCUCACGUCGAACCGGCAGCUCCUCCACCCCACCAGCUGGUCGAGCCGAGACCGACAACGUCCAAUACUACAUCCACCGACAUGACCAAGACAAGCGCAUGGAUGGCUGGGUCGACCAUACUCAUCUUCGACCUAUUUCUACACCCUUAAACACAGACGUAAAGCUGAACACAGCUUUGCAUUCGAUCAAGGACCUCAACGGAUCAGGUCCGUCCAUCAACACACCUCCGCAUCUGAUCGAGAAGGGCAAGAGGAAAGCGGACGAUCUCACCCAUGAUGGAAGCGACGGCAGCCGCACCCCCUCGGGCAGCAGACAGGCUUCUCCCGCCCUACACGAUCGAGCCGCAGGCCGCGGAGCAAGGCACAAGACCCGCGCAUCGUCUCCAUCGGAUACUCCGGCAAUGAGGAACAUCGACCGUGUUCUGUACGGCAACUACGACAUCAAAACUUGGUACUACAGCCCUUUCCCGCUCGAUCAGGACGAGGAGGGAGCCGAGGGUUCAGCUGCUCAUUCAACGUCCUCGCAUGCGGCUGCAAGCCUCGCCAGUAGCAAGCGCAAUCAAUCGCCUGCAACGAAGCGCUUGCCUCGCAGGGACAGCGCAGGUAGCCUUGGUGGGGCGUUGUCUACGUCGGUUCGGGAUGCACCCGCGAUCAAGUCACUCGCAGCGAACGCGGCAUCGGAAGCGGUCUCAACGUCCGGAAGGCAUUCUCCCGCAUCGGCUUCGCCCAGCGUUGUCCGAGGAAGAAAAGAGCUGGUGCCCACCAAGAUGCUCUGGAUCUGUGAUGGAUGCUUCAAGUACAUGAAGACCUAUAAUGGCUUUGCAGCUCAUCGAAAGUUCUGCCGCAACACUCAUCCUCCUGGUCGCAAGGUCUACCAGCGCGGCGCUCACAUCAUUUGGGAAGUCGACGGUGCCGCCGAGAAGCUCUACUGCCAGAACCUGUCGCUCUUCGGCAAGCUCUUCAUCGAUCACAAGACCAUCUAUUUUGAUGUGGAACCCUUCAUGUUCUACGUGCUCACCGACGCCGCUAAUGCCUCGUUCGAUCAUCCGCUUGGAUUCUUCUCGAAGGAGAAGGUCUCCUACGAUGACUACAAUCUCGCCUGCAUCGUCACUUUCCCACCUUUCCAGCGCAAGAGCUUCGGUACGCUGAUGAUCGAAUUCUCCUAUUACCUCUCGGCAGCACAGGGGAUGCUCGGAACCCCAGAAAGACCCCUGUCGGAUCUAGGCUUCAAGGGCUACUUGUCAUUCUGGACAGCGGUGCUGCUCCGAGCUCUGCAUUGCUGCUUCGAUGGCCCGCUGCGACGAGUCAAUGGUACCAGCACGACGAGACAGCGUGGACCUUCGUCGCCUGUCAAGCCGGCCAUCGAUGCAAGCGUGCAAGACAGCAAGGUCAACGCAGAGGACGCACUUCGACGGUGGCACAUGCUCUCGCAACGCUGCAAGCUGCUCGGUGUGUCCUUGGAGUCCAUCUCGCAUCAGGCCGGAUUCGUAGAGUUGCAGCAAUUAGCGGCCGAGGCCGAUACUUCGGAUGCGAUCACGAAUCCAGGCCCAUCUGCAGGAUCGCACAGGCGAAAGCUGCGGCUCAAAGGGUGGGCCGGAAGCGUACCAAAUCGAUCGCCUCGUCAGCGCGGCGGGCAGAACGGCGUCUCCGAGAGCGCAGCCGAAGGGGAAGGAGCGACGAGGCGCUCUUCGAGAUCAGCAGCCAACGGAUCCGCUGCGUCCGCGGCCGGGCAAGAUGCGCCCGUUCAUCCAGCUUUGGAUCUCCAAAAGUUGCAAGAGGAGGAGGACGCGACGUGCACGAUCGCUGUAACGGUCGAUUCGCUGUCGCGACUCACACAUCUGCGCGCCGACGAUAUCGUCCUGGCACUGUCCGAGGCAGGCCUGCUCGACGCGCCCGACAUGCCCUUCUUGCAUGCUACGGAUGACGCUGUCCAGCUAAACGGCGCGAGCAAUCUCAACGGCAGUUCCGAAGCCAAGCCGGCGAACGGAGAGGCGGCAUCGAACAAUCAGAGCCUGGCACUGCUGCUCACCCGCGACGCAAUCCGUGAAGUCAUCGCCAGGUUCAACGUCCGUCCUGCUGUCCUCGACGAGUCGUACGCGCUUAUCUGA